AUUCAUGAACGACCAGUGGAUUCCUGCUUCGAGAACGGCCGGAUCCCGCAGCUGUUACUUUUGGCUGCUGUCAGUACAGAGUGCGGCUUGCAUUUUAGUUGAGUUACUGCUUGGAGAAAGAUGGUCGUUCGACAGUACAAUGAUGAGCUCAAGUUCCUCGAGCGCAUGAUGCCGAAUUGCUGGCGAAUCAAGAAGGGGUUCCAGCCCAACAUGAAUGUGGAUGGAAUAUUUUAUGUGAACGAUCACCUAGAGAAACUCAUGUUUGAGGAGCUACGAAAUGCCUGUCGUCCUGGCAUGGUUGGGGGCUUUUUGCCAGCUAUGAAGCAAAUUGCAAAUGUUGCAGCUUUACCUGGCAUUGUCGGGAGGUCGGUAGGACUACCUGAUGUCCACUCUGGCUAUGGCUUUGCAAUUGGUAAUAUGGCAGCUUUUGAUAUGGAUAACCCGAAAGCUGUAGUGUCUCCUGGAGGAGUAGGUUUUGACAUAAACUGUGGAGUUCGUCUUCUUCGUACGAACUUGAUGGAAAAUGACGUUACGCCUAUCAAGGAACAGCUGGCCCAAUCGAUGUUUGAUCACAUUCCUGUGGGUGUGGGUUCAAAAGGUAUCAUCCCCAUGACGGCACGAGACUUGGAGGAAGCCCUAGAGAUGGGCAUGGACUGGUCGCUAAGAGAAGGUUAUAUAUGGGCUGAGGAUAAGGAACACUGUGAAGAGUAUGGGAGAAUGGCACAGGCUGAUCCUGCCAAAGUUUCAAUGCGAGCUAAGAAAAGGGGGCUGCCACAGCUAGGUACCCUGGGUGCUGGCAACCAUUAUGCAGAGAUCCAGGUAGUGGAUGAAAUAUACGACAAGUGGGCAGCCAGCAAGAUGGGAAUCGAGGAGAAAGGCCAAGUGUGUGUCAUGAUUCACUCAGGCUCCAGGGGAUUUGGCCAUCAAGUAGCUACAGAUGCACUUGUUGCCAUGGAAAAGGCCAUGAAGAGAGAUGGCAUUGACACAAAUGAUCGACAGUUGGCAUGUGCCAGGAUCAAUUCUCCUGAAGGCCAAGACUACCUCAAGUCAAUGGCAGCAGCAGCUAAUUUUGCCUGGGUUAAUCGGUCAUCCAUGACGUUCCUCAGCCGACAGGGUUCUACACGUGCUUUUCCACCACAUCACCCACUGAUUCCUGUAGACUAUCAGUUGACUGGUCAACCUGUCCUCAUUGGAGGAACAAUGGGCACCUGUUCCUAUGUACUCACAGGUACAGAACAGGGCAUGAUGGAAACGUUUGGGUCAACUUGUCAUGGCGCAGGACGUGCCCUUUCUCGUGCCAAAUCACGGAGGAACUUGGACUACACAGAAGUCCUAAAUAGGCUUGACCAGCAAGGCAUAAGUAUUAGAGUAGCUUCGCCCAAAUUAGUGAUGGAGGAGGCACCAGAAUCAUAUAAAAAUGUAACGGAUGUUGUUGACACCUGUCAUGCAGCUGGUAUCAGUAAGAAAUGUAUUAAGUUACGUCCAAUUGCUGUUAUAAAAGGUUAGACUUUGUUUUGCUUCCAAGAUUUUUCUUUAUAAUUACCAAGUCAUUACAUGUUUACAUUGGUCUGAAUGUAUUACAGUGAAUGAGCAUUGUUAGAAUUUAAGGAAACAUUUAUAUACCGUGAACAAUAUAGCUGAAGUAAGCAAGCAAUUCAUGUAUAUUUCAAAAUUUUCUUUAUUACUGAAAUACUUAUAACAUCUACAUAUAAAAUAUUUAGUAUUUCCAGUAUGCAUACAUUUAUUUUGUCAUAUGAUGAAAUGAUUAAAGAAACUAAGUCACACAUCAUACUAAUUUAAUCUCUGUUUACUAUGUUCUCUGAAAAUAAAUAAAAAAACAAG
This is a messenger RNA of Penaeus chinensis, 1842 nucleotides long. It is a transcript of the gene RtcB, whose product is annotated as RNA-splicing ligase RtcB homolog. The transcript has 10 exons. NCBI's taxonomy places the organism in Eukaryota, Metazoa, Arthropoda, Malacostraca, Decapoda, Penaeidae. The coding region runs from base 121 to 1506 and encodes 461 amino acids. Gene Ontology annotation, molecular function: RNA ligase (ATP) activity. Gene Ontology annotation, biological process: tRNA splicing, via endonucleolytic cleavage and ligation. The record is from RefSeq and is a predicted model, not a curated record. Gene Ontology annotation, cellular component: tRNA-splicing ligase complex; nucleus.